This is a messenger RNA of Condylostylus longicornis, 1860 nucleotides long. It is a transcript of the gene Ids, whose product is annotated as iduronate 2-sulfatase. Bases 104 to 1642 code for a protein of 512 amino acids. NCBI's taxonomy places the organism in Eukaryota, Metazoa, Arthropoda, Insecta, Diptera, Dolichopodidae. Gene Ontology annotation, molecular function: iduronate-2-sulfatase activity. The record is from RefSeq and is a predicted model, not a curated record. The transcript is spliced from 5 exons.
UUUAAUCACAAAUUAUUGUAUUCAUAUGUAAAUGCUGCAUAAUAUUUAUUCUAUUUUAUACGAAUACGAAUAAAUUUAUGCUACGGCACUGAAAUAUUAAAGGAUGACAUGGAUUACAGUGUUCUUCUUUUUAUUAAUUUUGAUAAACAGCGUUCAAAAUAAAUUUGAGGAGAAAAGGAAUGUCCUCAUGAUUAUAAUGGAUGACUUUCGUCCAGCAAUAUUUGCAUAUGGUGAUAGGCUAGCUAAAACACCCAAUAUCGAUAAAUUUGUGGAAAAAAGUUUUUAUUUUACUAGAGCCUAUGCCCAGCAAGCUUUAUGUGCUCCAAGUCGAAAUUCUAUGCUAACAGGUCGCAGACCAGAUACAAUCCAUCUUUAUGAUUUUUAUAACUAUUGGAGAACAUUUGUUGGUAAUUUUACAACCUUACCUCAAUAUUUCAAAGAAAAUGGAUAUCUUACACAUUCUGUUGGUAAAGUAUUUCAUCCUGGUAUAUCUUCAAAUUUUACAGACGAUUACCCAUUAAGUUGGUCGAAUAAACCUUUUCAUCCGAAAACAGAAAGCUUUAUGAAUUCUGCGGUUUGUCCAGAUGGCUCUGGUGUGAAAAAAAAGAAUUUAAUAUGUCCUAUAAGAGUACAUUCUCAGCCACUUCAAACACUUCCGGAUAUAGAAUCUGCAAAUGAAGCAUGCCGGUUUUUAAAAAACAAUAAAAAACAAGCAAAACCUUUCUUUUUAGCGGUUGGUUUUCAUAAACCUCAUAUCCCAUUUCGUUUUCCAAAAAAAUUUUUAGGAAAUUUUUCUGAAACUGAUUUUGAUUGGAAAAUAAGUCCGUAUAAACCAUUGGAUAUGCCUGAUAUUGCGUGGAAUCCUUUUACGGAUAUUAGAAUGAGAGAUGAUUUUGCAAAUUUGAGUAUACCAUUGUUUGGACCUAUACCAAAAGAAAAGGCUAUAAAAAUACGUGAAUCAUAUUAUGCUGCAGUGUCAUAUGUUGAUGAUUUAUUUGGAAAAAUUUUAACCGAAGUUAAUUUAGAAAAUACAAUAGUGCUAUUAACUAGUGAUCAUGGUUGGUCAUUAGGAGAACAUGGUGAAUGGGCAAAAUAUAGUAAUUUUGAAAUAUCAUUGCGAGUACCAUUUAUACUAUAUAGUCCAGAAUUUCAACUUAAAAAAAGAAAACCAAUAAAACAUAUUAUAGAACUAAUAGACGUUUUCCCAACUUUAAUUGAUUUAGCAAAUCUUUCAAAAUUACCAAAAUGUAAGACCAACAAAAAAUAUUUAAAAGCCUGUGUUGAAGGGAAGAGUUUAUAUAAAAUUUUAAAAAAUAAUUCAAAAGGAACAUUACCGAAUAUAGCAUUGAGCCAAUAUCCUCGACCAAAUAUUCAUCCUAAAUUAAAAUCAAAUACAGAUAAACCUAGAUUAAACCAAAUUAAGGUAAUGGGUUAUUCAAUUAGAACAAAUAAUUUUCGAUAUACUAUGUGGAUAAAAUUUACUCCAAAAAAUUUUACACGUCAUUGGAACAAAAUUUAUGCCAGAGAACUUUAUGAUCAUAGAUUUGAUGAUGAAGAAGCAAUAAAUUUAGUUAAUUCGUCUUUUUACAAGCAAACCCUUACCAGAUUGGAAAAUAAAUUAAUAACAUGUUUUUCAAAGUGACUCUACAUAUUUUGAAAAUACGGUUGUUUCAUAGACAACGAAGUAUAUAGUCUUAUUUGACACCAUAUUACGACAUCGAGAACACAAUAUUUAAGUUUUCGUACUAUAAAAGAAUAUUAUCAAUUGUACGCAACAUUGUUAUCAUAUAUCACGAGAAAAAAAUCAGAUGGGAGAUUAUAUUAUAUAGAAAGUUCCAGAAUCAAUGGUGAGGCAUUAAA